Messenger RNA from Toxorhynchites rutilus septentrionalis, 3515 nucleotides. It is a transcript of the gene Dlic, whose product is annotated as cytoplasmic dynein 1 light intermediate chain 2. Gene Ontology annotation, molecular function: dynein heavy chain binding. Gene Ontology annotation, biological process: microtubule cytoskeleton organization; microtubule-based movement. The coding region runs from base 584 to 2047 and encodes 487 amino acids. The record is from RefSeq and is a predicted model, not a curated record. NCBI's taxonomy places the organism in Eukaryota, Metazoa, Arthropoda, Insecta, Diptera, Culicidae. Gene Ontology annotation, cellular component: centrosome; cytoplasmic dynein complex. The transcript is spliced from 8 exons.
AAAUCGCGACGACGUCGAAGGUGUGUGAAAACCUAUAUACGCUGCGAAAGAGAAAAGAACAGUGAAACGGGACGUUCGGGUUGUUCGAUUGACUGGUGGCUGAAGGAAAUGUUUUAAAUCCAACGGACCUUAGCUAUUCUUUUCCUCCUGCAUACGGGGCCAUCGGCCGGACGUUUUGCUGGCUGUUCCAGCACUUUUGUAUCCAUCGUGGACGCAAACUGUUCCGGAAAUCGAACUUUUCUUUGGGCUGAUUAUCUGCUGCUGCUGUUUAGAGAGUAUAGUGAAAACGCGAAGAAAAACCUCCCCUCUGAGUGUUCUCCCCCAUAACCUGUGUCAGUGUCUCGGGAUCGUCAGUGUUGAAGUCUUCCCAGCAGGGCAGUGUAAAACGUGAAGAAAUAGUGCGAGGAAUAGCACCGUGUGCGUCACCGAUUCCCUGCAUUUCCUUUCCAUCGUUUUACGAACUGUUCCCGUUGUCAUUUUCGAUUUUUCGGAACCCAAAACAUCUCGGAUUCGAGCAAGUACACUCGAAACGCAUUGGCAUCUGAUAUCGUCGGCGAAAGUGUAACUAAACAAUAAGGCGAACAUGGAAAUCCUAUCGACAUCCCAGGUGAACGGAAUAACCAUAACACCCCGAAAGAAGGAUGUCGAUUCGAAGGAAAAUCUCUGGUCGGCUAUCCUCAGCGAAGUACAAACCCAGAGCAGUACCAAACUUCCCUCGAACAAGUCGGUGCUCGUGUUGGGUGAUAACGCGAGCGGAAAAACUACACUGAUCGCGAAGCUGCAGGGCGUGGAAGAUCCCAAAAAGGGAUCGGGCCUGGAAUAUGCAUACAUCGAUGUGCGAGACGAGUAUCGAGAUGAUUUAACACGCCUGGGAGUAUGGAUACUGGACGGCGAUCCUGGCCACAAUAAUCUACUAAAAUAUGCACUGAACGAAGCGAACUAUGCACACACUUUGGUCAUUCUGACGCUAUCGAUGACGACACCGUGGAGCUGGGUGACACAGCUGCAGCACUGGAUCAAGAUACUAGAUGAUCACAUAGCAGGACUGAAGCUCGAUCCGGAGGAAAAACAGCAAUGCCGCCAACGACUGGUGUCCGUAUGGCAAAGCUACUGCGAUACAAUCGACGAGCUGGAUCCGGGUUCCCCCAUCAAGCGUUCCAACAGACUCUCGUCUGUGGACGACGAGCUGGACGCGCUUCCGCUCCCAGAGGAUGUACUAACGACCAAUUUGGGCUUAGAUGUGGUGAUUGUUGUUACAAAGACCGAUUAUAUGACCACACUGGAGAAGGAGCUCGACUAUCGAGAUGAGCACUUUGACUUUAUGCAGCAGUGGAUUCGUCGGUUCUGUUUGAUCUACGGUGCGUCACUGUUUUACACCAGCGUGAAAGAGGAUAAAAACUGCGAUCUGCUGUACAAGUACCUAACGCACCGUAUCUACGGGUUACCAUUCCGCACACCUGCCCUCAUCGUGGAGAAAGAUGCUGUAUUGAUACCCGCUGGCUGGGACAAUAUAAAGAAGAUCAAUAUACUGUACGAAAAUAUGCAAUCAUGCAAACCGGAUGAUUGCUACAAUGAUAUUAUUGCACAACCGCCGUCAAGAAAGACUGUAUCCAAUCGGGAGAUUGAAAUUCAGACGGAAGAAGAACAGGCGUUCCUCACCCGGCAGCUGCAACUUCUCCAGCAAGGUCAAACACCCACGAGGGGCGAAUCACCCAUGCGUUCACAAAACAGUGCCGGCAAAACAACACCGCGAACCCCAGGAUCUGCUGGUGCGCAGGGAUCGCCAAAGAAGGUGGACGGUAAGCUGAAUCCUGGAACACCCAGUGGCGAAGGCGUACUCGCAAACUUCUUCAACUCAUUACUGCAUAAAAAGUCCGGCUCGCCGUCAGGAGGGAGUAGUUUAGCGGGCUCUGGCAUUUCUCCACGAGCGACCAACGGAGGCGACCUGGUAUCCAUGGUGCAGCGCUCUGAUCCCGCCCUGGAGCUGGAUCGGAUGGCACGUAGCGUCAUGAAGGAUCUAGAUUUUUCAGCACAAACGGAUUGUUAGGCUGGACACCGUAGAACUGGGUUAAGCUUGUGAAGGCCGAUGGCCGGCGAAUGAAAUAGGAAGGAAUACUGAUAAUAUGCACGUCGUGUGAUAUGGCUAGUGCUCUAUAUGUUCUGCGCUACAAUCUUGUUUGUGUGUGAAUGUGCGCUUCUACACGAAAAAAAACUGAAGUGCAACGAAUAAGAGAAGAAUGGGAAGAAGCUUUUCAAGACAGAGAUGUGAGUGAGCGAGAGCGAAGUGUAGUGAUUUAAAUCGCUACAUUGAACGAAAAAAAACGUGGAAAUUGUUAAUCGAACCACUUUUAUUAGUUAGGUAGUGCGUGGAGUAUAGAGAUUAGGUCGAUAGAGCAGGUUAAAUAAACAGAAUAUUUAGAAGAAAGAAGAAACUCUUUCUGCCCUCGCCAACGAUGCUUUUCCAUGGAUGCCUUUUGAUUCUUUAUGUUUUUCUGUUGUUUGAAUUCUUCGGUUAAUCCUUUCUUACUAACACUGUCCUGAAAAGCAGUUGCACUACUCCACAUUGCAAUUGUAAUUACUCGCUCAAAGAUGUUUAUAUUCAUAGCAACGAUAUUCGCGAGGCAGAAAGAGAAAAAAAAGUAUCCCUAAUGCGUAACGCAAGUGAGAAACAUAUUAAUACUAAAUAACUUAUACCGAUUUGAUAAUAAUUUGCAGCUUAAAACGGCAAAAAAGAAGAUAACUUAUAAACAUUUAUCCAUCAUAAUUCCUUAUUAACGAAAGCAAAAAAAAAAGCAUAAGAUCGUAACGAACAAAAAAACCGCAAAGAAAACAAUGGAUUUGUUAUUCUUCCGUCACCAUUUUUGAACUGUCCCCUCGAAGAGAUCGCGGUGACACACAAAGUCCUGUAAGGACUGAAUUUGUGUUGUAAAAAUUCGUUUCGCAACGAUAAGUCACACUCCCCUCCCCUCCCUUACGCCCACAUUCGACCACUUUUAUGUGUGUGUAAACCUCAUAGCUUCCGAAACAAAAAAAAACACGAACGAAAACGUACUCAAUUUAUUUUAGCGAAAGAAUUGUCACAUACUUUUAGAGCAUUAGAAGUAAAUGCGGAAAUCUUAAAUGUGCAGUAUUCAAUCAAAUUAUAAUGGCUUUGAACGCGAACGCCAUCUGUUUGUUGAUCGGCUCGAGCGAUUUUGUUGUUUCCAAUAGAAAUUCCGAGAUUUUUUUAUCAGACUUUUUUGUUGAAAACAAAAUUGAUUCGCGUUUAUAUUUGAAGAUGACCAAUAGGAGAGAAAUUGUUUACUGAAAUAGAUAAACCUACACGAAACCACAACACGUAUGCAAAAACUACGGCUAUUAGGUGAAAUAGUCAGCAGUAAUCACACCAAUCUUCAUGUAGGGGAUGCAACUUCUCUAACAACAUGUUUCGCAUUGUAACCCGUUUCAGAUUCUUGAAUAAAAUUCCGAGGGUGUAGAAACCAUUAAAAUAAAUUAUUGCAGAAACGGGAUUGUAA